GUGGAAAGAGAGAAGGGAAGCAGAAAGAGGUUUUCGUUCCCAUUUCCAUGAACUUUCGAUGAGGGACCCAUAAACUUUGAGAUAAAAGUCACAGUCCCAUCUCUCAAAACCCAUGCCUCUUCUUCUUCUUUUUCUCUCCUCAUGCCAACCAAAUCAUCCAUCACUAACUACGUGAACAGAGAUGAUGUCGAAGAUAACAAUUCUGCGAGCAGUGGUUGAAGGACUAACGUACUUGGUGGCCUUUUUAACGAAAGUGCUGGGGAGCGAAAAGGGUCGUCCUCAUCAACAGAAGAGUGCGGAGGAGGAAGCGAACGAGAGGUUUGGUCUGAGUUGGAGGGUGGCGGUGGAAGCAAACAAUGUGUGUCCAUGGCGGAAGGUGCCACUUCAGUGCUACCAGCACCUUCAGAACUACAUGUGUGCAGGACAGUACGAGCGUGACCUAAACCUUGUCGUAGAUAACAUCCUCAUCUAUGCCUCUCAGAUUCCUCUUUCCCCUGACGGCAUGGAUGCCUGGAUUCUUGAUGUCGACGACACUUGCAUCUCCAACUUUUCUUACUACGAAAAGAGGCGAUUUGGUUGUGACCCUUUUGACUCGACCAUCUUCAAGGAAUGGAUUAUGGAGGGAAAAUGUCCGGCAAAUCCUGCUGUAAGAUCAUUGUUUAAAUCGUUGAAAGAGAGAGGCUUCAAACUGUUCCUGCUAACCGGAAGAGACCAAGCAACUCUCUCUACAAUCACCUCUAACAACUUGCACAGCCAAGGCUUCGUUGGCUAUCAACGUCUCAUUCUCAGGAGUCCUGAAUACAAAGGGCAAAGUGCAGUGAAAUACAAGUCAGCCAUUAGGAAGGAGAUUGAAAGAGAAGGGUACAGAAUAUGGGGAAAUGUUGGAGACCAGUGGAGUGAUCUUCAAGGAGAAUGCUUGGGAAAACGCACUUUCAAACUCCCCAAUCCCAUGUAUUUCAUAUCUUGAAACAUCCAUCUGUUAAGGUUGUCUUUGCUUUAUUAUUGUCACAGCUCAUCAAAGAAGCUUGUGUUCUUCAAUAUUGAGUUUUCAAAACGAACGCUCGUAUUUUAGUUAGUAUUUUUACCUUGUAGUUUCCACCUCCUGCAUUCUACCACCUUCACAAUCUCAACACCAUGCACCUUAGUCAAUGGCUAUUUUCGACUUGUACUCAAGAAACCAGUGCUUGCCCAGUUAAUGGUGUUAUCUUGUCUUA
Molecule: messenger RNA, 1214 nt
Organism: Vigna angularis (adzuki bean)
Lineage: Eukaryota; Viridiplantae; Streptophyta; Magnoliopsida; Fabales; Fabaceae
Product: acid phosphatase 1
Exons: 3
Coding region: 182-967 (261 amino acids)
Molecular function (GO): acid phosphatase activity
Source: RefSeq, a predicted model, not a curated record